CAAAGUAGUAGUCACUAACGCACUAAUUUGUUUUUGGGCUAAACGUCAAAUAUGACUGCUAGUGAGGCGGACAUCCGUGACCUACAGUCAAAUGUCCGUAAAGUACUUACUUCGACCAAAGACCCACUGGAAAAACUCAGAUGUCAAUGCUUGUUGCGUGGAGCGAAUGGUAUCUAUGGAUUUGGAAAACAAUUUCGUAUCAUGGAUGACGAUGGGAGCAAGUCUUUAUCUAAAGAAGAGUUCAAGAAGGGCUGCCAUGAUUUCGGCUGUAACUUAACUCCAGAGGAGGUUGAUGUGCUUUUCAGAAUGGUAGAUAAGGAUGGCAGUGGUACAAUAAUUUUCGACGAGUUUCUACGUGCUUUACGCCCACCAAUGUCAAAUUCACGAAUAGAUGUUGUCAGGAAGGCAUUCAAUAAAAUGGACAAAACCGGGGACGGGAAAAUUACGUUGGAUGAUCUACACAACGUGUAUCAAGUUAAAUAUGAUGCCAAAUACACGUCUGGGAGAGCGACUGAAGAUCAAGUUCUAAGAGAGUUUCUAAAAACAUUUGAAAACGAGAAGUCUGUGGAUGGUGUCGUUACCUGGGAAGAAUUUCUGAAUUACUACAGCGGUGUUAGUGCGUCGAUAGAUUCGGAUUCCUAUUUCGAACUUAUGAUGUGGAAGGCAUAUGGUUUAUAAACUCAUACUUUAUGUAUUCAGUCAUGAAAUAAUAUAAACGCGACCUUUUCUGUUGGGAAUACUUAUUCACUCCAGAUAUUGUUAUUGUUAUCUAACAGGAUUACUGCACCGAACGUGAUAUUUUCGAAUUAUUUUAUUCCUAGAUAUUACUAUUAUCAUUGCACUAUUUGUUGUCGUAGAAAGCAUAUUCCACUGAAUCAUCAUGUUUAUUUUCGGAAACACGCUUGGAUUAGUAGUCUUCUAGUCUCUUUCAGGGGUAUAUAAAAGAUUUAUUUGUAUUUCUAUUUCAUGCUAUUUUAAAGAACCAUUCAUUCUAUUGGUAUUUGUCUUCAACUAUAUGUUAGAUAUUAGAACUGUUCUUUUUCCCUUACAUUACUGUUGUAUUCUGGUACUUAAUUUCCUGACUUUGCAGCUAUAUUGUGCUUGUUUGAUGAUUGUUUUAAUAAUAUUUUGGACUUUCAAACGUAUACUUUCUGGAUUUUAAACCUAGGACCAGUUAAAGUGUUUUUGGUGAUUGUUAUCGUGAAUGAUUCUAUAUUCCAAUACACUCCACUGGACAUCGGUGUGAACUGUAGCGUUU
This is a messenger RNA of Schistosoma intercalatum, 1258 nucleotides long. The record is from the annotation of a GenBank genome assembly. Lineage: Eukaryota; Metazoa; Platyhelminthes; Trematoda; Strigeidida; Schistosomatidae.